Molecule: messenger RNA, 1377 nt
Organism: Symbiodinium pilosum
Lineage: Eukaryota; Dinophyceae; Suessiales; Symbiodiniaceae
Source: the annotation of a GenBank genome assembly
AUGAAUAAGAUUGAGCAGCUGGACCGAUUAGAGCAGGUGUGCGGCAAUUCUGCCCCCGUCGAACUGAAAGUGAAGGAGUUCUUCCUUUCACAUGUCGAUCGAAUAAGGGACGCAGAGGUGUACUGCAUAGGAGUUGCCUUCGAGUCACCCGGCCUUCGAGCUCUCAAGGACACUUGGCUUCAAGGAGAACCUGAUGAGGGUACUCGGCGAAGCCAUGAUCCCUACCCAAACAGUGAUGGGCACGUGUCGUUGGCCUACAUCCAGGCAUCUGCCUGGCAACAGGCCAAGGACUUUGUAGAGGGAAACAGGACCACCCUGGAAGGACGCAGCUUCAUGGUGGAAUCCAUCACAUACGAGGAUGAGCGGCGGGAAAAGUCGCAGUUCCGCCUUGCUGGCGAGGUUGAUGGCUCCGUGCUGGAGGGUGGUGGGCAGAUCCUGCGCAAUUCGCUGGGAUAUGCGGUGCGGAUAUCGAAGAUCCGGGCUGGGCGCAAGACCCCUGGCUUAGCGGCCCAGCAUUUGGAGUCCUUCAAGCUGGUGCGCGACCUGACAUCUGCGUCUUUGCAGGGUGACAAGGUUGGUUCCUGUGAAGUGACCUUCGCGCCCAAAAAGAUGAAGCAGGGGAGCUUCUCCACUAACCCAAAGACGGCUGGUGCCAUCACCCUGACUGUGCAGGCUGGGCUGUUUCCGCUUGCCUUUGCUGGUGGAACCUCCGAGGUGGAAAUGCGAGGGGGAACAGACGUCGACUUCUCCCCGCCCUUCGACUUCAUGGUCAGAGCUCUGACACCUACGGUUGCAAAAAUGGGCGUCAAAGUCACGGCCCACUGUCAGCAUCGCGGUUUCUUUCCGACCGGAGGUGGCCUCGUGAAUCUGUACGUGGACGGCCUUGCAGGCGCUUUGAAGCCCAUCGUGAUAGACAAGCGCGGCCAUGUCACGAAGAUUGAGGCCAUCUGCUACGCAACGCCCCCCAGCGGCUGGCUGGAUGAGGAAGACGUCACUAGGACGGAGGAGGACUUCGAGCCAUGGCUGCUGGAGGAGUUGGCUGACAGCGGCGCUCCAAAGCCGAAGGUGCAGGUUCGCUGCGAAGCGGAGCAGAUGCCUGAAGGGCAGAAGGUGUUCAAAGCUGCAUGUGACAUCCUCGUGGAGAUGUCUGGAGGAGGUGUUUUUCACGCGUCGGGAGGUCCGCUGGACGGGCCAAAGGGCAGGGGCUCCUUGUACGACGUGUGGGGUGCUGCAGCUGAGAAAGCGUUAGUGCCGCUGAAAGCGCAGCUGAAGACUGGGGCAGCGCUGGAUGAACACCUUCUGGAUCAACUUAUUCUUCCGGCCAGCUUGGCAGCAGGCAGCUCUCGCCUGCUGGGCUCCAAGGAGUUGACCCUACAU